Messenger RNA from Stegastes partitus (bicolor damselfish), 2915 nucleotides. It is a transcript of the gene ferry3, whose product is annotated as FERRY endosomal RAB5 effector complex subunit 3. The record is from RefSeq and is a predicted model, not a curated record. Gene Ontology annotation, cellular component: cytoplasm. The transcript is spliced from 14 exons. Lineage: Eukaryota; Metazoa; Chordata; Actinopteri; Pomacentridae. Bases 77 to 1735 code for a protein of 552 amino acids. Gene Ontology annotation, biological process: regulation of mast cell degranulation.
GUCAGCUGACUGACAGCACCGCUGCCUUUGCAACAGGAAAUAACGUUACUGCGUUCAUUCAUACUCAGCUGUGACUAUGAAGAAGAACAAAGGCAAAGCGACCAGCACUGCUGAGAAGGAGUUUGUGUUUGAGUUCAGGGCAGGAAAACACAACUGUGUCCUCAAAGUUCCCCUGCAGUUUCCCGUUCAGGAGAACAUCAGUGACCUUCACGGGCGCCUGAUGCUGCUGCACAAAAUCCCCUGCUACAUAGAAAAUGAGCUGAAAACCUCGCUUUCCAACUUCAUCGAGAAGCAGACCAUUCUGGAUUAUGACAGAGAGGCAGAGCUGGCCUUGCAGAGGCUCACAACAGGAGAUGUAGAUGUGAACCGGCUCACCAAUGCAUGGACCAGGUCUUAUGUGGAGACCACGUUGGAGCAUGCUCGGCCCGAAGAGCCCAGCUGGGAUGAGGACUUUGCUGAUGUUUACCAUGAGCUGAUCCACUCCCCCGCCUCAGAUACUCUCCUCAACCUGGAGCACAACUACUUUGUUAGCAUCUCCGAGCUCAUUAGUGAGAGAGAUAUGGAGAUUAAGAAGCUACAGGAGAGGCAAGCAACAGAAAUGGACAAAGUGAUGCACGAGCUGGGAAAUACGCUGAGUGACCAGGAUGUGAAUGCAGUAGCUUCUCAACACUUUGAUGCGCAGCAGGUGCUGGAGAACAAGUGGGCCAGUGAGCUGAAGCAAGUCACCGGCAUCCAGAAGCAGGAGUAUCAGGAGUGGGUCAUCAAACUGCAUCAGGACCUGCAGAAAUCCAACAACAGCAGCAAAAUUAAUGAAGAGAUUAAAGUGCAGCCCAGCCAGCUGUCGGAGGCUGCAGAUUCUGGAGCCAGGAUGUUUGAAGAGCAACCUCAGCUGGAGGAGAGCUUCACCAUACACCUCGGAGCACAACUGAAGACGAUGCACAACCUGCGGCUGGUCCGAGCGGACGUGCUGGACUUCUGUAAACACCGGCGACACGGCAGCAGCGGAGCAAAGCUGCGGCGUUUACAGACGGCCCUCUCCCUGUAUUCCUCAUCACUCUGUGGCCUGGUGCUGCUGGUCGACAACAGGGUCAACUCCUACAGCGGCAUCAAGAGAGAUUUUGCGACUGUGGCGAAAGAGUGCACCGACUUCCACUUCCACUGUCUGGAGGAGCAGCUGGAGGAGGUGCAGCAGGUGGUGCUCUACGCCAGAGCCCAGCGGAGCAGCAAGCAGAAAGACCAACCUGAGAUUCCAAGGAAUGGAGGUGAUGAUAAGACCAAAAAUGUUGAAAGAAAUCCUGCUAAUAUCUUACCAGGUGAGUUCUAUAUCUCACGGCACUCCAACCUGUCAGAAGUCCACGUCGUCUUCCAUCUGUGUGUGGAUGAUAACGUCCGUUCAGGGAACAUCACGGCCCGAGAUCCGGCUAUCAUGGGUUUGAGAAACAUCCUGAAGGUCUGCUGCACACAUGACAUCACCACGGUUACCGUCCCUCUGCUGCUGGUCCACGACAUGUCAGAGGAGAUGACCAUUCCAUGGUGUCUUAAACGGGCUGAGCUGGUAUUCAAAUGUGUCAAAGGCUUUAUGAUGGAAAUGGCCUCCUGGGACGGCGGUAUAUCCCGCACAGUUCAGUUUCUAGUGCCAAAGACUAUCUCAGAGGAGAUGUUCUACCAACUGAGCAACAUGCUGCCUCAGAUCUUCCGUGUCUCCUCCACCCUGACUCUCACUUCGAAGCACUGAUGGGUAGACGUGCACCACAUCGCAUCCUUAACUCGUUUGGACAAACAGACGCAUUUUGUUUUAAAGGGAUCAACAAGUCACGUAUCGGAGAUUAAGUGAGUCCGUGAAAUAGCAGACAACUCUCAUUUGACAAAUAAGUCACGGAGGCAUUAAGGCACUUACAGCCGAGGUGCAAAAAGGAUUCUACAUGAGAGGAGACAUUUUUAUGCGGUUGAUGAACCUUGUUCGUGUUGCACCUUCCAAAGCUACACUCUGUAAGUAUUUCUCACUGAAAAAGGACUGGAUUCAUCAGCCACUGCAAUUGCCAUUUCAAGUCUCCGGGGUUUUACUGAAAAAUAUUCCAGUUUUUCUUUAAAUCUGUAGCUUUGCUCUUGUUUGAGCUAACGGAGCAUCUAAUUGUUGAGUUGGUGAAGAUGUUUUCCAGUUGGCAGGGAGUGAAAAUGAUGAAACAGACGAGGAAAAUGUGAAAACACAGUAUUGUUUACUGAAGUGAUCCGCUAUUAGACAAACUUCAACCCAACCACAUGAUGCCGUUUCACCACACGUAGCUGUACAGAUUAAUAAAAGUAUGUUGAUUGUAAAAAAUAAAGAAAGAAAGAAAAAUUUAAACCUCAAUUUUAGUUAUAAUGUAUGAACAUCCUAUCAUCAUAUUUAUCUGCUUAUGAAUUACUCAUGAUAGAUGACCGCACUGUUCAGCCAUCAUAUGAGAUUUAGGAGUGUAAUCUCGUGGGUAAUUGGCUUCAUGGUGGGGGGUUGGGUCCUCCACAGAGAACUGACAUGUACUUGGCUCCUCUAGUCCUAAAGACAAAUUGCGUUGCCGCUGAAACGAGCAGGUGAUUUUGUCUUGUGUUACGGAGGGUUGUGUAGCGAGGAUCGUGUGUGCGAGCGUGUACGGUCCCUCCCCUUUACCUGUGCAACAGCAGAUGGCACUGUUCCUGAACUCAAAGAUGUGAGAAGGGACGACUGCACACACACUUAAACACUUACUAAAAGAGAUUUUAAUGAGAGCCCACUGCCCAUUGGAAUUCAUCUCAAGCCAUUUGAGUCUGCGAUCAACCUGAGCAAACACUGCACUGAAAGUAGUCGUCCAAAACUUGAGCCUGCGCAGAUGUGAAUCCUGUAUAUUUACUUUGUAUGUUUACAUUUUUAUGUUUGAAUAAAAAAAGUAACACACUCAACA